AUUUUCAGAUGCUUGGAAGUUUAUUUGAUGCAUUGGUAACCGUACAAAAUGAGCUCGCAAACAGUGUGCAAAAACUACGAAGCACCACACCAUCUGCUGUACAAAGGAGCUCAUCUGAAGCAAUUGCAUCUCUUUUGAAAACACAGGCUGGAAGCAACUUACUUUUGAAAUAUCAACUAAAUAUCGAAAUGAUAGAGCAAAUGAAUGAUGAAAAUAUACGUUUGGCAAAUUUGUGCAGUACUCGUAUGGGACGAGCGCAACAGAUGUGUAACGAACGUGCUGAAGUUAUUUUAGCAUGCUACAAUCAUUUACGUACGUUAAAUCAGACAACAAAGGAGCUAAUUGAUUUGAAUAACAAAAUUAACAAAUUGAAUCGAUUCUGUUUACAAACGGAACAAGCGAUGACACAUUUGGAGGGAUUACUAAUCAUUGCUGAUACUGAAGCAGAUAUCGCUUUCAUGAAAAGUGAUUUAAAAAAGGAGAAAGCAAAAAUCAGUAGUUUUUUGAAGUCUUGCAAUAACAUUAUGGAUGUUGGUCAUUCACCGUUGGCAUUGAAUCAGGAUGAAUUGCGGUUACAGAGUCAAUUUAAUUUGGAAAAAGAACAUUUGGAGGAAGUUGCAUUAGAAGAAUUUUUGAGUUAUCAUGAAAAUGAAGAUUAACUUUAUCACUUCUUUCUUCAGGUACUCCAUCGCUUACUGCGAUUUUCCAAUAGUAGUACUUGGUCAGUAAGCUUUUUCGACAUGACACUUGGUGAUAAAGGAAAUAUGUGUGUGUGUGUUUUUUUUCUUUUGUUGUGCUCUUUUUACUUGUGUGAUAGCAUUGUUAUUCUUGUUGUUCAAUGUAAUUUCCAGCCAGUUCCAUUUGUCUAGAAAUCUUCGUUUAUGCAAUAUUGGUAUGCGGAUUUGCAGAUGUAGAUUUGUUUGUGUUUAAUGUAUCACAGAUACGAAAUUCUUGGUAAUUCUUAUUCAGGUGUAUAAGCCGAACAACGAAAUUUAAAAAUACCGACUCAAAACAUUCGGUGAGCCC
Messenger RNA from Loa loa (African eye worm), 1026 nucleotides. RefSeq lists its product as hypothetical. The transcript is spliced from 6 exons. The record is from RefSeq and is a predicted model, not a curated record. NCBI's taxonomy places the organism in Eukaryota, Metazoa, Nematoda, Chromadorea, Rhabditida, Onchocercidae. Bases 9 to 659 code for a protein of 216 amino acids.